AUGAACGAUUUCGACUAUUUAGUCGUGAAAUAUUUGCAUCAAAAGCAUACAUGUGAUUUGCUUUCGGAACGAUUCACCACUCUCAGAACUAUAUGCCAUCAGAACGAAAGUCUAAUGGAUUACACAAAUAAGGGACGUGAAGUUAUUGGAUAUCAGAAUGGAUUGACGCUUGAUUUUCAAAAUUGGAGCGAUUUCUUGAAGUCGGAAAAAGAUAAUUUACCUAACUUGGAGGAAAAAUUGAAGAUAUAUAAAGAAAAUACUAACGUUAUUGAGAAGCAAUAUUUCAAUUUGAUGAAUGGAGAUAUUAAGAAUAAUAUUGAAGUAAUGAAAAAGUGUCUAGCGAAAGGAAAGUACGAUUACUAUAAUUUGAUGGACUCUUUGUAUGAUCGAAUUUCUUACAACAGCAAUCUGUCACAGAUGAUUUUGUCUUUCAAAAGUUGUUUAACUUUUCCUAACACGGGAUACACAAAUGGAAAGCAUUCGUAUGGAUUUUCGUUUCUAAAACUUCCAUUGGUGGCUAGGGACCAUGUUAUUCGAAUGAUGAGCUUUGUUGAAUUAAUUCAACUUUCUCGGUGCUCCGAAAAAACGAAGUCGAUAAUAUACUCUUUGAGCUUCCCGAAUAUUUUGAGUUUGGAUUUGGUAUUCCGAAAACGGCAAAACAUUAUCACUCCAGAUUGGAAUGAAUACAAACUUUGUUUAAAACUAAAAAACAGCUCAACUUUCAACAUAAUCGUGUCAAAUAGGCAUCAAGAAGAUGGAUCAAGUAGAUCAUUCGAUGACAGUCGGUUAGGGUAUAGACGUGUUGAGAUACUUGAACUCAAAAAAUCAAUCAAUAUUGUUUGUGAAAAUGGAACGUUUUCUUUUUUCAUUUAUUUGGUGGAUUUCUUGACAGAUGUUCUCAGGAUGACGAUCAACAAUGUCUACAUUGAUUUGAGGACGUUGUGUUCGACACAACUUCAUUCAUUUUUCUGUUGGAAAUCAGCGAAGUUGAUUAAAAACCUUUUGAUUGAAAAUGGAAGAGUUCGGAGUGAAACUUUAACGUAUAUUUUCAAGAGCCUUUCUUCCCUGAAGUCACUGCAUUUUUCUUGUGGAUUGGAAGCAGCAAAACUUUCAUCACCGUUGAUUGUUGCUGGAUGUGUGAAAAUGUUUGAUGGAAGGUGGAUGACAGGUGAUGCACUCCUCAAGAUUUACUGUGAAGAGUUGCUGAUUUAUUUCAACAAACUCACUUGCACGGAUAUCAAUUUGUUCAUCAAGAAUUGGAUAAACAGUAAUGAUACCACAUUGAGAGUGAUUCAAGUAGCUGGAUCACACGGAAAUGAUACAGAAACUCUUUUUCGAGGAAUAGAAGAUUUGUUGAAGCCAUGGAACAAGUCUGAACGGGGACCAAUUUUCGAAACUCAAGCAUACGUAUUGGAUUGUCAAAAUGGGUUGGAUAUUCAGAGAAGUGAUGGACUAAUUGCCACUUUAUGUGUGGAUGAAAGUGUUUUCUCAUUCGUUGUUUGGCAUGAUAGAUUUCCCCAAGUAACCAAGCAGCUUCCGUCACCAGAAAAAAGUAUACUAGUUCAGUUUUUGGCAGCUUUUCUUAGAUCUACAGAGUGGUAUCAAGUCGUAGAAAAUUAA
This is a messenger RNA of Caenorhabditis remanei, 1620 nucleotides long. RefSeq lists its product as uncharacterized. Gene Ontology annotation, molecular function: protein binding. Lineage: Eukaryota; Metazoa; Nematoda; Chromadorea; Rhabditida; Rhabditidae. The transcript is spliced from 6 exons. The record is from RefSeq and is a predicted model, not a curated record. The coding region runs from base 1 to 1620 and encodes 539 amino acids. Gene Ontology annotation, biological process: embryo development.